AUGGCAGAUUUCACGCGUGCUGCAAACGAGGUUCCUGGCAUUUUCCCCUCCGUGUCUAUCACCCCAGCCGUGGGGGAGUGGCAGGAGGAAGGAGCUCAGCUGUUGUCUUUCACAACCCCCCACCUGGACAAGUUUCAAGCUGUGGGGAAGAAAGCAGUCUACCAAAUGUGCGUUAAAGUUCUGAACCUGCGCUCUUCGGCAGGGUUGAAGGAGUCGAGGUGGACUGAGUUCUUCGGUCCAGAUGCUUCCCCGAAAGGCGGCUGGCGGUCCCUGUACAAGCUGCCUAUUGAAAAGCGGACAGCAGACCUCCAGUUGACUGUAUGCGACGAGGACAAGUUGACUCAUAAUGAGUUGAUCGGAGAGUCCCGGGUGCCUCUGAAACGGGUGAAACCCGACCAGACGAAACAUUUCCACACCUGCCUGGAGCACCCGCCCCCGGUAACACAAAUGUUGACUGUAUGCGACGAGGACAAGUUGACUCAUAAUGAGUUGAUCGGAGAGUCCCGGGUGCCUCUGAAACGGGUGAAACCCGACCAGACGAAACAUUUCCACACCUGCCUGGAGCACCCGCCCCCGCUCCCCUCUCCUACCGCCAUGGGUGAAGCCCUUCGAGGAAUUUCCUGCUACUUAAGAGAGUGGGAGAACGAGCAGCUGCACAGCCUGGAGGAGAGAGGCCGUCUUCUCCUCUCCCUGCAGUUCCUGCCUCCGCUCAGUGUGGAGGAUAAAGACGCCGAGGGAGGAGGCGAAGGGCGUCGCAGCGGGGGGCUCUGUGUGGGCGUGAAGCGAUGCGCCCACCUGGCGGCCAUGGACGUCAACGGAUUCUCCGACCCCUACGUCAAAAUAUACCUGAAGCCCGACAUACAGAAGAAAUCCAAGCACAAAACGGCAGUGAUCAAAAAGACCCUCAACCCUGAAUUCAACGAGGAGUUCUUCUAUGAGAUCUCCCUGUCGGAGCUGGCCAACAAGACGCUGGAGGUGACGGUGUGGGACUACGACCUGGGACGCUCCAAUGACUUCAUAGGCGGCGUCUGUCUGAGCUGUCACUCCCAGGGCGACGCCCUCCGACACUGGAUGGACUGCCUCAAGAACAAGGGCAGGAGGGUGGAGCGGUGGCACAUCCUCACCAAUGAGCUGCCACGAUCUGUCAGCCACGACUAAACCCAACGCAGCAUCCUCCGAGCACGCAGACGGUGGCUGUCAGGGAUCACUCGGUUCACAGAGAUCCUCCGGUUGCUUUAAGGCGCGGACUCGAGCAACUUCACCACAGGAACAGUGUAUUAUAAUAAUAAGAGCCACCAUGAGGGGCGGAGAGCAGGGUGAAGCUGGAGCAGCAUGGUGGUGUGCCUUCACUAUUGGUCAUCCAGACCGAUCCAUGACGAGGGCUCACACAGAUUCAACAGAAACUACGGCUGGAGAAGGCCGAAAUUACACUGCAUGUUUUUUGUUUUGUAAAUCACAUGUCCCAUGCGCUCAGUUGAAGAAAAAUCAGUUUUUCAGUGUUAUGUUUUUGGUGUUACGACCCCCCCACCCCCACGGCGUCUGUUCCAGUCAGAUCUGCGUCUACAUGGACAGAGAACAUCUUUGCAUUCAGCCAAACUAUAUAUAUAUAUAUAUAUAUGAGGAUUCAGAAAGUGUUGUUUUGAAAGUUUUUUUAUAUUAUAAAACACAAUAAAAUAUUUUUUUCCACA
Micropterus dolomieu (smallmouth bass) is the source of this 1688-nucleotide messenger RNA. Its product is annotated as double C2-like domain-containing protein alpha. Gene Ontology annotation, cellular component: membrane. Lineage: Eukaryota; Metazoa; Chordata; Actinopteri; Centrarchiformes; Centrarchidae. The transcript has 9 exons. Bases 1 to 1158 code for a protein of 385 amino acids. The record is from RefSeq and is a predicted model, not a curated record.